UUUAAUUAACGGACAAUAAUAUCGUUUGUGGUUACAACAGGCUACUGUUCCGCACUUAUAAUAUUACCACAGGAAUUACACCGGAAUUUUGCACAGGAACGUUUCAAAUAGAAACUGCUGACAACUUUCAGUAAAAACCCUGAGUUGCUCAGGAAUAAGCGUGACGUAAUAAGAAAUGUUGUUUUUACGCAAAUUGUGGUGUGCAUGUUGGUGCCACGUCCACAACUUUCUCGUUCCUCGAAACGCUGCGGAAAUUUAGAUUUGUAACCAUUUCUAGCUAAUUCUUGCAGAUCAGAUCAAUCUAGUGUCACGCUCCCUAGUCACGCUUUACGCACAUUGAGGACUAUUGAGAAAGCAGGGACAACGAAACACGUUUUAUCCACCAGAGCGUUUGAUCUUUUAUCUAUAUUAUAAUUUUAGCGCCUAAUAUUUUAUAACUUGAUGAAAAAUAGAGAAAGCUUCGAGAAGAAAAAAAGAGCUGAGCAGGUGUUAAUCAGUUUGGCAGAGCUCAGCUAGUUUCGAAUGCGUGUCACGUUAUUCUAAAAAUAACGUUGUUGUUGUUGCCUUGAAUCGUGCGCUGUUUCUCGUGUAUAGAUUCAUCUGAACAUUUUCUGCCUUAUGACAACAAGAAAGCACAUCGGAGAGAAGUUGUUGAACACAAAAAGCGUUCAAGAGUCUAUCGACUCCUUGCCAAUCUCGUUCCAUGCUCAGUUUUUCUGUAAACUAACUAUGCGUAAACGUGCUGACAAAAGUGACGUAAUGUAGCCCAAAAUACUUUUAGUGCACACAGCACUAUAAAACUGAGUUUCUCUAUCACGUUGUUCUUACUUUCUGUAGCCACGUUGUUGGUAGUCGUUGAUACCUAGAGUUUAAAUCAUGGCUGGAAGGUUUGGGCUCGUGCAGAAGCAAAAUGGUUCAAAAGUUCCUUUGGAGAGCAUCGAGAUUCAAGUCGAUGUUCAGGGAUUCACCGCACACGUGUCGGCGACCAUGAAAUACACGAACAAGAAUGAAAAUCCUAUUGAAGCCAUUUACAUUUUCCCAUUAGACGAGCAAGCAGCUGUGUGUGGAUUUCAAGCGACAAUUGACGGUCGAACCAUUGUAGCAGAAGUGCAAGAAAAGCAGGAAGCUCGAGAUACCUAUGACGACGCCAUUAGCAGCGGUCAAAGUGCUUUUCUACUGGAGGAAAGCGACGAAAGCUCGGACAUUUUCCAAAUAAGCGUUGGGAACUUGCCGCCCAAGAAGGAAGCUAUCAUAGAACUGCGUUUUGUAACAGAACUCGCUGUGGAGAAGGAAGGCCGAGUCGUGUUUGUCUUGCCGACAGUUUUGAAUCCGAGGUACUCCCCACAAGACAGUGCAGCGAGUCUUAGCACCCAAAUCCCAAGAGCAGCAGCAGUGGAUUCACCAUACUCGUUUGAGUUCGAGAUGAAAGUGAAAGCAAUCUCGGCCAUUAGCGAGAUUUCUUCCUCGUCCAACGCCUUAAUUGUCGAGAUAGAUGGCAAUGAUCAAAGCCAAGCCAAAGUAAAGCUGGCCGAGGCGCACAAGUUCAACAAAGAUGUCGAGGUUCACAUUUUGACCCGCGAACCUUUUAAGCCACAAGCGAUUUUGGAGAACGGAGCGAAAAUAGAAGGAAGGGAAGAUAAAGAAGGCUUCAUGGCAAGCCCUGUCGUGAUGCUGAAUUUCUUCCCGGAAUUUAAAACUUCAGAAUCGUCGGAUAAAGGCGAAUUUGUGUUCGUGGUUGAUCGGAGUGGAAGCAUGAGUGGAAGCAAAAUCAACAGCGCCAGAGAAACGCUGCUUCUGUUCUUAAAGAGUCUGCCCGAUGGCUGCUACUUUAAUGUGGUGGGGUUUGGAAGCAGCGACAGGACUCUGUUUAAAGAGAGCACAUUGUACAAUGAUGAAAAUUUGAAGGAAGCCACCCAGCUGGCAGAGACCAUGCAAGCUGAUCUCGGUGGUACAGAAAUCCUGGCCCCUUUGCAGUGGGUGUUCUCUCAGCCUCUGGUCAAAGGUCACCCGAGGCAGCUGUUCCUUUUGACCGAUGGGGAAGUUGGAAAUACUCAGCAGGUUAUAGAUCUGGUGCAAAAGAACUCCAAAUCUGCAAGGUAUGGCUUUCCUGAAAAAUAUUAAAUGGACCAGUUCAAACCCGGCAUAGUCAGUUGAAUGUUCGGAAAUCAAACUCAAUCAAACUCAAUUGAACUCAAUCUGUGGAUUGAGUCCGAUUGAG
Messenger RNA from Orbicella faveolata, 2218 nucleotides. RefSeq names its product von Willebrand factor A domain-containing protein 5A-like. The record is from RefSeq and is a predicted model, not a curated record. Lineage: Eukaryota; Metazoa; Cnidaria; Anthozoa; Scleractinia; Merulinidae.